GACCCGAAAGCGGCCUUUAUGGACUAGUCUGCCUCCUUUUACCGGUUAUGUUGGCCCGGUUAUCCCCCAACUCCCUUGGCGUUUUGAUUUGACUACUUUUUGGUGUGACCAUUAAGGUAAGUCUGUUGAGUGGCAAGAUGUCCGAAAGAUCCCACAGCCCAAGCUCGGAGUACCAAACCCGCCCGUAUGACUUCAGCCGGCCUUGCACGCAGAUUUUGGGCCAAGAGGGCCUCGGGUGUUCGUCCUUCCACCAGCUCACCAUGCCAGAAGCGGGCGUGCUUUACAAGCAGCCCACCUAUGGUGGCCUGCCGUCGGCCGCCGCGCAGAGCUUCUUCCCCUUCCCGUCGAUGGGGGCUGGCGACUACCGCGCGUCUGAGCUCCAGGCCGGAGACUUCGGCCAGCCCAAGUCUUGGUAUCCCUUGGGUGCCCCGGAGUACACCGGGCAGGUACCCGGUGUAACUGCGGCCACGCAGCCCACCAGCCUGAGCCCCCCCAUAGCCGAGACCCGGGAGCAGAUCAAGCUCCCCGAGAUCAAGACGGAGAAAGACACCGGGGAGGACUACUCUGGUGAAAUGAAGGUCCAACAGUACCCACCGGCCCCCGCCGCCAUGCCGCACGGAGUCUUCUACUCGAGCCCCUGGAACCCGUCCUUCUGGCCGGGUAUCAGCCACCUCACGCCGCCCGGCAGCGGAGGAAGCAGCAACCAGAAUCCCUCAACGUCUUCCGCGUCGUCACCAUCCAUGUCCCCGUCACCGCCCAGCAACGGCAUGCCGGCGAACGCCUUCUUCGGCGUCAACCCCGGCCAGGGAGCCCCCGGGCCUCAGGGCCAGAACCCGGCCUCGUCAACACGAAGCAGCGGAUCGUCCAGCGGGGGUUGUAGUGACUCGGAAGAGGAAAACCUUUCCACUGAAGAAUUGGAACAGUUUGCCAAAGAACUGAAACACAAACGCAUCACUUUGGGUUUCACGCAGGCUGAUGUUGGCCUUGCAUUGGGCAAUCUUUAUGGUAAGAUGUUCAGCCAGACGACAAUUUGCCGCUUCGAGGCCCUCCAGUUGAGCUUCAAGAACAUGUGCAAGCUGAAGCCCCUCCUCCAGAGAUGGUUGAACGAGGCCGAAACGUCGGAAAAUCCCCAGGAUAUGUACAAGAUCGAGCGGGUGUUUGUGGACACCAGAAAGCGGAAGAGAAGGACAAGCCUGGAGGGAGCCGUCCGCUCAGCUCUGGAGUCUUAUUUUGUCAAGUGUCCCAAACCCAACACUCAAGAAAUCACGCACAUCUCUGACGAUUUGGGCCUGGAGAGAGAUGUGGUCCGCGUGUGGUUCUGCAACCGGAGACAGAAGGGCAAACGCCUGGCCCUACCCACGGACGAAGACUGCGACGGGCAGUACUACGAGCAGAGCCCUUCGCCCCUCAACAUGGCCGCCUCCCCCAUACCCGGCCAGGGCUACCCUCCGCCGUCCGGCUACCUCGGAGCCCCGCCGCCGACGCUUUACAUGCCGCUUCAUCGGCCCGACGUCCUGAAGCAAUCGCUGCACCCCGGACUGCUGGGUCAGCUGAGCGGGUAGAAGCGGCGGGCGGCGCCACGGAUCACCCGCUCUGUCCAAAGAUGACUGAUCACUCCGCGUCAACAACUUGAAGUGUUUUGCUAAUGCAUGUUAAGUUAUUCAGUAGGCCGGAUUACCAAAGUGCAUUUGACGCAAGGCAGCUUUUAGUUUUUUGUCGUGCAGAUGAUUAUUAUUUUUUUUGCUUUUACUCCCAGUUAAGUCAUUUAACAGUAUUUGAGCGGAGCUGUUGUUUGUCGUGUUCCACUUUUUUUGGUUUUAGAUGUUUUGAUGUCAAGAGAAUGGU
This is a messenger RNA of Syngnathus typhle (broad-nosed pipefish), 1845 nucleotides long. RefSeq names its product POU domain, class 5, transcription factor 3 (gene pou5f3). Gene Ontology annotation, biological process: regulation of transcription by RNA polymerase II. Lineage: Eukaryota; Metazoa; Chordata; Actinopteri; Syngnathiformes; Syngnathidae. Bases 138 to 1562 code for a protein of 474 amino acids. The record is from RefSeq and is a predicted model, not a curated record. The transcript has 5 exons. Gene Ontology annotation, molecular function: DNA-binding transcription factor activity, RNA polymerase II-specific; RNA polymerase II cis-regulatory region sequence-specific DNA binding.